Molecule: messenger RNA, 1486 nt
Organism: Photinus pyralis (common eastern firefly)
Lineage: Eukaryota; Metazoa; Arthropoda; Insecta; Coleoptera; Lampyridae
Product: zinc finger protein 64-like
Exons: 2
Coding region: 282-1346 (354 amino acids)
Biological process (GO): regulation of transcription by RNA polymerase II
Cellular component (GO): nucleus
Molecular function (GO): DNA-binding transcription factor activity, RNA polymerase II-specific; RNA polymerase II transcription regulatory region sequence-specific DNA binding
Source: RefSeq, a predicted model, not a curated record
ACUUGCGGAAUUUGUCAACUUCGGGGACGAAUUUGUCGGGGGUUUAGGGCUAUUUUCCGAAAAGGGGAUGAGAAUUGGUCCCGGUGCCAUCACUUUCGAUGGCCAUUGAUAAAAAAAAAACAAAAAAAAAAACGAAUGUAACUUCAGCCCGGUCCUAGUUAUUUUUUGUUUUCCCGUUUAGGUUGGUACUACCCCAAAAGCGAAUGUCCUUAAAAAAAAAAGCGAAUGUAACUUCAGGCUGGUGUCAAUUGUAAUAGUAACUGCAUCAAUUUGAGAUAGCCAUGGAUAACUGUAUUGCCAUUGUUAAAAUUGAACCAAAACGAGAAGAAGAUAUAAAUUUAUACCUCGCAGAAGACAAGUUUGUAAGCAAUGUUGGUUUGACAACGAUAAAAGAAGAAUAUGAUGAGACUGCAUCUGGUGGAGCAGCUGGUAACUGUGAUUAUGCUACAACUAGUAAGAGAGUUUUAACAAAGCACUUUCUUAAACAUAAAUUUUAUAAAGAUUUGAAAUGUGACCUGUGUGAUUACACAACAAAUGUGAAGGUAUAUCUUAAAAAACAUCUUGUAAAACACACUACGGUUAACAAUUUUAAAUGUGAAAUUUGUGAUUAUGCGACAAAGCGGAAAGACAAUUUGAGACAACAUCUCUUGACACACAAUGUCUCAAAAAAGUUGAAAUGUAGCAUUUGUGAUUAUGCCACAAAUCUUAAAGGGCCUUUGAAACGACAUUUAUUAACGCACAAUGAUGCAAAAGACUUUAAAUGUGACAUUUGUGAUUAUGCAACAAGUGUAAAGGAUAAUCUUAAAAAACAUCUCGUGAAACACAAAAUGUGUAAAGAGUUCAAUUGUGAAACCUGUGAUUACGCGACAAAACGUAAAAACGAUUUGAAACGACAUCAUUUAACACACAAUCUCGGAAAAGAGUUCAAAUGUAGCAUUUGCGAUUAUGCGACAAAACGUAAAGACCAUUUGAAACAACAUGUAUUAUUACACAAUGUCGCAAAACAUUUUAAAUGUGACAUUUGUGAUUAUGAGACUAAACGUAAAGAAAAUUUGGCCCAACAUCUCUUAACGCACAAUGCCGCAAAAGAGUUCAAAUGUAACAUUUGUGGUUAUGCAACAAAACUUAAAGGGGCCUUGAAACGGCAUCUAUUAACGCACACUCUUGCAAAAGACUUUAAAUGUGACUUUUGUGAAUAUGCGACGAGUGUAAACGAUAAUCUUAGAAGACAUCUCGUAAAACACAAAAUGUGUAAAGAGUUCAAUUGUGAAUCCUGCGAUUACGCCACAAAACGUAAAGACGUUUUGAAGCGACAUCUUUUAUCACAUGUCCCAAAAAGUGUUUAAAUGUGACAUUUGUGAUUAUGAAUCUAUACUAAGCGGAAUGUUAGAUCACACAAAAACUAAUGUGAGACUAAAUUGAGAGUGUUUGGUGCGUAUUAUUUUUCUGUGAAUUUGGAAUUUAAAUAAAGUUUUUUGAAUCACUA